AUGUCGUCUCCGCCGCCGCCGGUGAAGCUGAUCGGCUUCUUCGGCAGCCCGUACGCGUUCCGCGCGGAGGCGGCGCUGUGCCUCAAGGGCGUGGCCUACGAACUCAUCCUGGAGGACCUCUUCGGCACCAAGAGCGACCUGCUGCUCCACCACAACCCGGUCCACAAGAAGGUUCCCGUGCUCCUGCACGGCGACGGCCGCGCCAUCUCCGAAUCCCUCGUCAUCGCCGAGUACGUCGACGAGGCCUUUGACGGGCCUCCGCUCCUCCCCGCCGACCCCUACGACCGCGCCACCGCCCGCUUCUGGGCCGACUUCAUCGAGAACAAGCUCACCAAGCCUUUCUUCAUGGCGAUCUGGGUGGAGGACGGCGAGGCGCGGCUGCGGUUCGAGAAGGAGGCCAAGGAGCUCGUGGCGCGGCUGGAGGCGCAGCUCGAGGGCAAGAAGUUCUUCGGCGGCGACAGGCCCGGAUACCUCGACGUGGCCGCCUCCGCGCUCGGCCCCUGGCGCAGCGUGAUCGAGGAGCUCAACGGAGUGACGCUGCUGAGCGAGGACGAGCACCCCAACCUGUGCCGGUGGAGCAGGGACUACUGCGCCUGCGAGGAUCUCAAGCCGUGCAUGCGGGAUCGGGAGAAGCUCCUCGCCUACUUCACCAAGAACUUCGACAGGUACAAGGCGGCCGUCAAUGCGACGUUAUCGCAGUCGCAGCAGUGA
Miscanthus lutarioriparius is the source of this 711-nucleotide messenger RNA. NCBI's taxonomy places the organism in Eukaryota, Viridiplantae, Streptophyta, Magnoliopsida, Poales, Poaceae. The record is from the annotation of a GenBank genome assembly.